UUGACUAAAACCCCACCGAAGAAGAUUUACAUUUAUAUGUUUAGAAAUGCGUGCUUUUAUUUUGAAGAAUUCUUCAUUACCAUACGAGAGUGACGUCAUUGUUUGCGCUACUAGCGAAUAUUGAUCAUCGUCCCAUUGUUGUUUGAUGAAGCAUAACGUUAGCUGGUUAGCUAACUGAGGACCUACACAAGUCACCAUGGGGAAAGAUCCUGGGAAGCCGAGAGGCAAGAUGUCCUCAUAUGCUUACUUCGUGCAGACCUGCAGGGCGGAGCACAAGAAGAAACAGCCCGAAGCCAGCGUCAACUUCGCAGAGUUCUCCAAGAAAUGCUCAGAGCGAUGGAAGCCCAUGUCUCCUAAAGAAAAAGGAACGUUUGAGGACAUGGCAAAGCAAGACAAGGUCCGCUACGAGAGAGAAAUGAAGAACUACAUCCCACCCAAUGGCCAGAAAAAGAAGAGGUUUAAGGAUCCCAAUGCCCCAAAGAGACCGCCGUCUGCGUUCUUCAUCUUCUGUGCUGACUUCCGGGCCAAGAUAAAGAGCGAGCACCCAGGCCUGUCCAUUGGAGACACUGCUAAGAAGCUGGGAGUGAUGUGGAACAGCUCUGCAGCUGAGGAGAAGAAGCCGUACGAGAAGAAGGCAGCCACGCUGAAGGAGAAAUACGACAAGGAUAUUGCAUCAUACCGCACCAAUGGUAGAGUGGAUACUGCCGCCUCCGCAGCUGCUGAUGACGACGACGAAGAUGAUGAUGAGGAGGAUGAUGAUGAGGAUGAUGACGAGUAGCCUCCCUGCUGUUGGAGGCUACAUUCUUGUUUAACGCUAUGUAACCCUAUUGUACACACUUUACAUCUCCGAACAGACCCAGACGCAACGAGAACACAUUAAGCUGUGUGUAUAUUUAAUGUUUUAAUGCUCCCUAACCGGUUAAAGGUAACACUACAUGUCUUGUUUUUGUUCUUGUAGUAGCCCUUUUUUCCUGCCCAUGCCUGUAACUGCUUUGGCAGAUUAUAAAUCACUAUGGAAGUAAUAACUUCCCUUUAGGUGUGCAACUCUCAAAUCAGAUUUCUGGGUUGGUAGCGAGUGAAUUAUGUUUUUUCUGUAUUUGUUUUAAAGGAUAUUUUUUCAUAUGUUUGUCACACGGUCUUUGUAUUGUUCUUUGAAAACCACUCUGAUAACAAAUGCAGCUGACAUUCAGGAAUGUCUUAAAUAAAGGUCUUUUUUAAUAAA
Messenger RNA from Oncorhynchus gorbuscha (pink salmon), 1222 nucleotides. Its product is annotated as high mobility group-T protein-like. The coding region runs from base 197 to 778 and encodes 193 amino acids. The transcript has 5 exons. NCBI's taxonomy places the organism in Eukaryota, Metazoa, Chordata, Actinopteri, Salmoniformes, Salmonidae. The record is from RefSeq and is a predicted model, not a curated record. Gene Ontology annotation, biological process: regulation of transcription by RNA polymerase II. Gene Ontology annotation, molecular function: DNA binding, bending.